AUGCACUUCUCAAGCGUAGCUCUGUUGCUUCCGGCAUUGAGCUUGGCGGCUCCAGUCAGGCAGCAUCCGCUUGGCUCUCACCAUAAGAACCCGUACACACCGGAUUACAGUGACCCAUACGACCGAAAGGUCGACACCGUUGGCGAAGGACUGCAGCCUCUACCUUUCCGCAAUGGCAAAGGCACGACCGUGCUGGGUCCGCGCAACAAAGCGCGAGAACAGCAGGAUCCUGACAUGGUUCGACCACCAAGCACCGACCACGGCAGCUUGCCCAGCAUGAGAUGGAGUUUUGCGGACUCGCACACGCGUAUUGAAGAAGGCGGUUGGACCCGCCAGACGACAGUACGCGAGCUGCCAACAUCGAAGGAGAUCGCCGGCGUCAAUAUGCGUCUUGAUGAAGGUGUCAUCCGUGAGCUCCACUGGCACAAAGAAGCCGAGUGGGCAUACGUACUAGAUGGCAGCGUCCGUGUUACGGCUCUUGACACCGAAGGCGGCUCGUUCAUUGAUGACCUCCAAGCCGGCGACCUGUGGUACUUCCCAUCCGGCCAUCCUCACUCACUGCAAGGUCUUGGACCCAACGGCACAGAGUUCCUUCUGGUCUUCGACUCUGGCGACUUCUCAGAGGAGAGUACAUUUCUCUUGACAGAUUGGUUUGCCCAUACGCCUCGCGCUGUCCUGUCCGAAAAUUUCCGUGUCCCGCCGGAACUGCUCGACCACAUCCCACUAUCUGAGAAGUACAUCUUCCAGGGGCAAGUACCCGACUCAAUCGACAAGGAGAAGCCGGCUGCCUUCAAGCGCUCGAAGCUAAAUUUCACUCACCACAUGCUCGAACAGGAGCCAAAGGUGAGCUCUGGCGGCAAGGUUCGCAUCACGGACAGCAGGAACUUUCCCAUCUCCAAGACCGUCGCUGCAGGCCAUCUCGACAUCGAGCCUGGCGCGAUGCGUGAGAUGCAUUGGCACCCGAACGCUGACGAGUGGUCAUACUUUGUUCGCGGUCGUGCCCGCGUCACGGUCUUCGCCGCUGAAGGAAACGCUCGCACAUUCGAUUACAUGGCUGGUGACGUCGGUGUUAUACCCAGAAACAUGGGCCAUUUCAUCGAGAACCUGUCCGAUGACGAACCGCUUGAGGUGCUGGAACUGUUCAGAGCCGAUGAGUUUCAGGACUUCUCCCUCUUCCAAUGGAUGGGUGAGGUUCCGCAGAGGCUGCUCAAGGACCACCUAUUCCAGCAUCAUCCGGCUGCAGGUGCCCACUUUGCGGACGCUGUCAAGGGUGCCGAGAAGGACUCGAUCAAAGACCUCUAUUACAAGUCUCCAGAGUUUGAGAAGGCCUCCGAGGCGAUGGUUCGAGAUCUAUAA
Baudoinia panamericana UAMH 10762 is the source of this 1356-nucleotide messenger RNA. RefSeq lists its product as uncharacterized. The record is from RefSeq and is a predicted model, not a curated record. Gene Ontology annotation, biological process: oxalate metabolic process. The transcript has 3 exons. The coding region runs from base 1 to 1356 and encodes 451 amino acids. NCBI's taxonomy places the organism in Eukaryota, Fungi, Ascomycota, Dothideomycetes, Mycosphaerellales, Teratosphaeriaceae.